This is a messenger RNA of Symbiodinium necroappetens, 552 nucleotides long. The record is from the annotation of a GenBank genome assembly. Lineage: Eukaryota; Dinophyceae; Suessiales; Symbiodiniaceae.
GUGGCCGCCGCACGCGCCGGGACCAUUGAGCAGAGCACAUCGAAGGGGCAGACCCGCGUGGACGGCCGAGGAGAAAGGCAGAACUGGUGCUUUUUCCGGGCCUCCGUGCACGUUCCUGCUGCACAGCCGCUUGUGGCUACUGAAACUGGCCGGCUGCUGAAUAGCAGCGUCGUGAAGUACCGAGAGGACUGUGGCGGUUUCAUCCACGUGAAGCUCCAUCACGACCGCGUUGACCAUCGAGCCUGGGAUGCCGAAUUCCGGGCCAUGGCGCGCACGGCCGCUGCGGCGAGGGCUCUCCUGCAGGUGCCGACCCUGCGACCGGAGGAGGCUUCGGUUCAGGCGCAGGAGAUGCUCCGCACGGGCGCGCGGCCCGAGGCAGAACUACCACGUGUGGUCACCAGGGACGCCGAGGCCUCUGUGCAAGGUCAGCUGCAGCUCUUCAUGACGGAGGUGCCUUGCCUGUCUUGCAUCGGGGCCAUGGUUCAGUUUCGACGCCGCUUCCCGAACAUCGCCUUGCGGAUCCACUGGGAGGGAUUUCCAGAGAAUCCCUAA